This is a messenger RNA of Iphiclides podalirius (scarce swallowtail), 2019 nucleotides long. The record is from the annotation of a GenBank genome assembly. Lineage: Eukaryota; Metazoa; Arthropoda; Insecta; Lepidoptera; Papilionidae.
AUGACUAAUGUUAAAUUGAAACUGAUGUUCUUCAUCCUGAACGCUGUGCUGUCGCGGGAUACGGUGCAGGCACGGCCCCCUCCCAACUUGAACGCGACGAGAAUGUGGGGGCCCAUCGGUAAGUGGGACCCUUUCACUUUUCCCGUGGAACCGGACGACGAUACUCUUGUCGUAGCCAGCGACGUAGUCACGCCCAACGAGGCAAGGAAAUAUAAAACUCAGAUAGAUGAUAUUGUAAAUUCAGAGCAGUAUAGAGAUGUGGAUCUCUCUAAGACUGAGAACAAUGAGUUGGCCUUCCUCGGUUUGAGAGAUCACGUCGUCGAAGGCCUGGACAAACAAAUUUACGUGUCCAACGCGCUGCUUGAGGAUAUCAUCGACUCGGAGACCGAGAGGGAGGAGGACCUCGGCGACAUAGAAUAUCGAUCCGACGAACCCAAUUUCCAGUUCUUAAGAGCGAGUCAGCCGCUGACCGGAACAGCACCAGACAGAGCAAUGGGUCACGGUGAUAGCAAGCUGAAUAAGACAGAUAGAAAUGUCAGUGAUGUGAUGAACAACUUGGACUAUAGUGAGGUGGAUCCAGACAGAGCAAAUAGAUAUUACCCUGAUGAGAGGAGGAAAAUUGACUAUGUUGAGCUAGUCGAACUGUUGAAGCCGAUUGUCGGUAACAAGAGCGCGUACCAUCUAGCGAACAUGACCAGCCACGAAGUGGACAACGAUCUAGCACCGGACACAAGCUUCACGGACCUCCAGACGCUAAUCCUGGCCUGCUUCGGGACAUUGCUGCCGCUCCUGACCGUGCUCUUCGCGACCCUCGCUAUCAGGUGCAUGUGCCGUCGAUGGUGUCCAGGGUGGUGCAGGAAACCCACUGGCUCCUCCGUCUCCGAAAGCAGCGAGAAGCACGACACCAACCAGCAGUUGAAAGACGACGGCACCGGCAUAACAGAUGGGUUGGAGAGAGCUGAUGUGCAGCCCGCCAACGGGUCCAUUUUCACUAUGACUCUCAAGAACAACCACCUAAUCGUGGAGACGGAGGAGAGGAAUGAUAUAACGAAGAAUGGCCGCGAGACCAAGAUGAAGUACUCGCCGGACAACGACGGUAUUUUCGUCGUCGAGGUGCAGCAGUCGGCGGCGUACAGGCCGAACAAGUCGACCCACAGUUCACCACCACAUGACCCGCAGAUCUCGACCAACCAGGCUCUAAUCCACCGCGUCCCAGAAGAGCUGGAGAGGAGAAUGUUGGAGGAGGACAACGAGAGGAGCAGCGCGAAAUUCGAAAAGCAAGCGCUGGCGUUAUCUAGCACCGGUCUCUCCAUAUCGGAUCUCAGCAUGUCCUCGAUCGGGUCCCACAACGUGAGCUACUCGUACGGAAGCCAAAUGGGGUACGAGCAGGGGCCCUUUGGCUAUCCCGUGUACGCGGGCUACGAGGUGUCAAAGGACGACGCCGACGGCAUUACCCACGACAACUCACAAGAGCCGCUGAUUGGGAAGACGCCGACCGAUCCAGAUAAGCCUGUCGUCACAGCCGCGAUCUUCAAGCAGGACUCGAUCAUAGGAAGCGAGCUGCAGGGUCCAGGCUACUGCAUCGAAGGCUCCAGCGACGGCCCCCUCCUCUCUGAUGUGCAAGCGAGAGAAUACAGCCUUCAGCAUUUGCACGACCAGAGAGAUAAGAAGAUGGAGAACGGCGUCGCCGUGGCGAUAGCAGAAAAGGCUCGGAGUCCGGAAAAGAAACUGAAUAGGGCCGGCAGUCUGCCAUUGCAGAUGGACAAGCAGUCGGUGUCUGCGGCGGCGACUGUGGAAGAGGGCCUGCCUUUAAAAGACGCGGGGAAGAGCAAGAGGGCCUCCAUUCCAACAGUCAGGGCGGAAGUAUACGAUAGCGUGAAAGAGGCAAUGCUGACAGGCUCGCCGAAGUUCGAGAAACUUAAGAACGAGGUUUCUCCGGAAGCUUGCUUCUUCGACAACCCACCGCCAAUGAUCACCAUCACGGAGGAGAGUGAGUCUGGCAAAUCUGACAGCACCAGC